GGAACCCGCGAUGGAGUGCGCGAGUUCUUGAGGCUCCGGGAACAGGGGAGAGGGACACAACUACGGCAAGGAUCAGCAGCUCAAUCGCAUAACCAACUCGAGCAUUUAAUGCAGAUGUACUAUGUAUAAUCCUCCCCACGCCCAGUGUUUUGUCAAGCCCGCCCCCCAUGUGCUCGCCGUGGCCCGGCCUGCGCGCCGCCGCAUGUAUAUAUAGCCGCCGCAUGGCGCGAAGGCAGCACACAACUCGCCGCCGGUUGCAUACAUCCACAGAGCUCGAUCCAAGUGCAACACUCAACUAGAUUACAUCACGUAGCUAGAGCUAGACACCAGCUUGGUUUGGCAGCUGCCGCUAAUAGAAACCAGUCGUACGUGAUCGUGAAUUCGUGAUCAUGGCGUUAGUGCGGGAGCCGAUGAUGUACGACGGCGGCUUCGACGCCGAGGCGUCCGCGUUCGACGCGCUCGGCUACGGAGGCCACGACGCGCUGCUCGGCGGCUUGGACGUGGCGGCGCUCUUCGGGGGCUACGACGAGCCAGAGCCAGCCGGCGCCGCAAGCGCCUACGUGCGGGACGGCGCGACCUGGGCGAGCGCGGGGACUUCCGUGCUCUCGUUCGACGGCGCCGCGCGGGGCCACGCUGUCGAGGAGGAGGAGCCCGACUGCGACGCGUGGAUUGACGACAUGGAAGUAGAUCAGGGUCAUCAGCACACGACGCCGGCGUCGACCAUAGGGUUCGACCCGGCCACGGGUUGCUUCAGCCUGACGCAGAGCUCCGGCGGCGCGCGGCGGCCGUUCGGGCUCCUGUUCCCGAGCACGUCCAACGGCUCGCGCGAUGACGCGGCACCGGCGCGCGGUUCCUCGAAGCGAUCGUACGCGGCGCGCGUGCGGGACGCGGAGCCGCGGGCCGCCAAGAGGCCGUGCGGUGCGAGCAGGAAGGUGAGCAAGGCGAAGCCAGCGGUGCCCACCACCACCUCGCCCAAGGGCGACCCGCAAAGCCUCACCGCAAAGAACCGGCGGGAGAAGAUCAGCGAGCGGCUCCGGACACUGCAGGAGCUGGUGCCCAACGGCACCAAGGUCGACAUGGUCACCAUGCUCGAGAAGGCCAUCGGCUACGUCAAGUUCCUGCAGCUGCAAGUCAAGGUGCUCGCGACGGACGAGUUCUGGCCGGCGCAAGGGGGAACGGCGCCAGAGAUCUCUCAGGUGAAGGAGGCGCUGGACGCCAUCUUGUCGUCGCAGAGGGGGCAACUGAACUGAGCUGCUUAGCUAGCCUCCGUGGAAACGUACAAGGAUAUGGUACCUCGUUCGAAGAUAAAUAAUGAGGCAUAUGCAAACGUACAUGCUCUUGUUUACUCUCGCCACUAUGUACCCUUUUACAGGGGACUUAGGUUGCGUUGUACUCCUUUUAUACCAUAAUAUUUGUUGUUGAAAAAAAAACUAGUUUAAUUUUUUUUAACAACAAAUAUUUAGGAACAGGGGAGUAUAUAGGUACUUGAUCUGAUGUAGUGAUGUAGAGGGAGAGAGGGGUUUAACAUUUUGUUAAUCCUAACAUUUUUGUAAAA
Hordeum vulgare subsp. vulgare (domesticated barley) is the source of this 1555-nucleotide messenger RNA. RefSeq names its product putative transcription factor bHLH086. Gene Ontology annotation, biological process: regulation of transcription by RNA polymerase II. The record is from RefSeq and is a predicted model, not a curated record. The transcript has 3 exons. The coding region runs from base 390 to 1250 and encodes 286 amino acids. Gene Ontology annotation, molecular function: DNA-binding transcription factor activity, RNA polymerase II-specific; RNA polymerase II cis-regulatory region sequence-specific DNA binding; protein dimerization activity. NCBI's taxonomy places the organism in Eukaryota, Viridiplantae, Streptophyta, Magnoliopsida, Poales, Poaceae. Gene Ontology annotation, cellular component: nucleus.